CGUGGCACCCGGAUCAAGGUGAUUCAUCACCACUGCCUCAUCCGGUCAGGCUGCCGGUCACUGACUCGCCGAUGUAAGCGCUUGCCCUGUUCGGUGGGGCAACCACAAUACGAUUAACGCUUGGAAGCGCAUACCUCUUUUCCGUCGAUGCCGUCCGGGUACACUGAUACGCCAAUGUUGGAGCGUGUACCCAGCACCGACGCGACCAGCAGCGGUGUCUCCAAGCCGCAACGCAUCCGCUUCCGUAGCAAGGCGCGCAGUGCCACGGCGUCGUCGCUGUCGACCUCCAUUCCGUUCUCAAGUAGCAGCAACGGCUCAACACUAAAACCAAGAGUUCGCGUGGACGACGACGAGCUGUGCGCCCGUGCGGAGGUGGUGGCCCGCGCGAUGGACUUCCGCGGACUUGCGGGUUCGAACGAGUCCACCUGCAGGUGGAUUCUGAACAAGUCGCACGGCACCUUCACGACGUACGCGCGACGGCCGGCCGCGACCGCCGCACGGGCGGAGAAGACCCGGUUAACUCAGCAAGUGCUGGCAGCUGGAGAGAUCCGAUGCCACUUGCAAGAAGUGGUGAACGUGCUAAACACGACGAACGACGUUGAUCACAACGCCGUCAUGAGCGGACUGUACCGCAAGGAUUUCAUCUACGGAUCCGUCGUACACGUCGUUCCGUCCGAUGUCAUUGAUGACAAGCCGAAACUUGUGGAGCUGCUGCAGGAGGAAGAAUCCGUGACGACGCGCGUGGCGGUGAAGACGGGGGCCUUUGUGCACAGCAAACUGUUCUCACCUAACGAGCAGUGGUGCUUCCUUGAGCGAGCGCAGCACAUCCGCGCGCCGGUUGAAAAUUCCGAACACGCCAACCUCAAUUCCUUCACACUCACAAUGAGUUCACUGGACGAGAAAGAGCUCGAGGCAGGUAAAGUGAGCGCGCACGGUCGCGUGAAGAUGCUACACGACCUGAACGCUGGGUAUCUGGUCGAACAGCUGCCCGGUUCCAGAUACGUUCGCGUGAUUUUCUUCGGGCAAUUCAACGGCGGCCUGGACAAGCCAGGACAGGCUAAGAGCUCUCAAAUGCGAGCUCGACUGAUGCGUCUAGCUGAUGGCGCUAUCCGGUUACCAGAAAUCGUGCGUCGUCGCCGGUUUGGAGCACAGACGAUGGCGGACCAUGCAGCUUUCAGUGCAAAAAACUCGCAUUGCACCUGUUGCACGAAGUCAUUGCACCUACUUACACGUAAACACCGCUGUAAUCUCUGCGGUCACUUUGUGUGUGAUCGCUGCUGGUCGGUUAAGGAGAUGGAAACCCAAGAUACUCAUCGUAUCACACCUGUACGCAUGUGCUCGCGUUGCAUGGAGUUUGUAGAAAACGGAGACUAUUCGGCGGUGAAGCCCAACUCAUUAGGGAAAAUCCAAGUGAAGCGAGACCCCAUCGAUCACCCUCCAUCUAACAAAGCGUUGGCUCGAUUAUUGCAGAAGGAGCUACGUUCGUCAUCCGGCGCCCGAAAGAAUUCUGUGCGUACGGUGAUUCAAUACCUGAUGGAUCAGGAGACUGAAGGCGAACAGGAACGACAAGCCCGAUCGAUUCGUCUCUCGUCUGAUAGCGCUGAUCAAGAAUAUCUGGAUGUUCUAGAUGGAGGUCUGGAAGUUCCUUCAGUUCCUUUGUACAAGUGUAUUUUGGCCAACGCCACAAAGCGGAAUUACCCCAUUACGAUGCCCAAGACUGCGGCGAACGGGUCGGUUCCAGAUGCCCCGUUACCGUUGAACGAGAAGGAGCGGCUUGCUGCUAUUGCUCGUAGUCGGAUUAUGGACCUGGAAGACGCGUCCGAGCUGGAUAUGCUCUGCACUUUGGCCGCCAGCCAAUUGGACUGCAACAUCAGCAUUGUGACUGUAGUCACUGCCGACCAAAUGACAGUCUUGGGGUCGAAUAAGGAGGAUCUGAGACGAGUUACACUUCCACGUGAACACUCGUUCUGUCAACACACUGUGAUGACCUCGAAGCCGUUGCUGGUUCCUCAUCCAGAGGCUGACGUUCGUUUCCAAAACAUCAACGGACGUACCGCAUUCGACGUGAGAUUUUACUGCGGAUUCCCAAUUGUUGACGAGAGCAACACAAUGAUCGGUUCGUUCUGCUGUAUGGACCAGAAGACUCACGAAAUGACUCAGUCGCAGUAUUCGGCAAUGAAGAAAUUGGCUGCUGCUGCGGGACUUGUGGUACGCUCCAAGAAGACUGCCUGUGUCUAAGAGCAUUCAAAUUAUAGAUCGCUAUUGCAGCAUGUGGAAUUGCGCUAGUGUUAACCCCGAGCUCGUAACUUAGUUACAUGCAUUGAAGUAUUAAAAACACAAACGCCUUGCGUAGAUUAAUGGAUCAGCGAUAUCUAACUGUCUGUCAUUGCCAAAUUCAGUUCAUUCUAAUGCUCUG
Molecule: messenger RNA, 2416 nt
Organism: Phytophthora nicotianae INRA-310
Lineage: Eukaryota; Oomycota; Peronosporomycetes; Peronosporales; Peronosporaceae
Exons: 1
Coding region: 148-2238 (696 amino acids)
Molecular function (GO): metal ion binding; protein binding
Source: RefSeq, a predicted model, not a curated record